This is a messenger RNA of Saccostrea cuccullata (small rock oyster), 1857 nucleotides long. Its product is annotated as zinc finger BED domain-containing protein 4-like. Gene Ontology annotation, cellular component: nucleus. The record is from RefSeq and is a predicted model, not a curated record. Lineage: Eukaryota; Metazoa; Mollusca; Bivalvia; Ostreida; Ostreidae. Gene Ontology annotation, biological process: regulation of transcription by RNA polymerase II. Bases 1 to 1857 code for a protein of 618 amino acids. The transcript is spliced from 3 exons. Gene Ontology annotation, molecular function: protein dimerization activity; DNA binding.
AUGAAUUCGAGAGUAUUGGAUGAAUUUAAUGUCCCAGACAAUGUUUCUGGGAAUUUUAAGGCUAAGUGUAAACAUUGCGAAUCGUACAUUUCUGGCAGUACCAAGGCUACUUCUAACUUUCUUACACAUGUAAAGAGGAAACACAGAGAUGCAUACCUCCGUGUUAUUGAAGUUAAGAAGGAAGACCAAGGGCAGUCAAAGAUAAUUACAUUUACCAGAGGGACUUCAAAGUAUUCAUCAAAUGAUCCAAAUCAACAACAAAUUACAGAUGCCCUUCUGCAUUUCAUUGCUGGUGAUUUACUACCCCUUUCGAUUGUUGACAGCAAAUAUUUUCAAAAUUUAAUGGAAAAAGUUAACCCGAAAUACCAGCUCCCUAGUAGAAAGCAUUUAUCAACAACACUUAUUCAGGAGAAGUCAACCGAAAUCAGAAAUGAACUGAAAGAGAAUAUGGCAAGGGCUGUCUCAUUGUGUUUAACAGUUGACAUCUGGUCAAACCGUCAAAUGCGUGGAUUUCUUGGAAUCACUGGUCAUUAUAUACAUGAAUGGCAGAUGAAAUCAGUCAUGAUUUGUUGUAAGCGUUUUAAAGGUAAACACAGUGCAGAGAACAUCCGACAUGAAUAUGAAGAAACUGUUUCAUCAUAUGAUAUUUAUGACAAAAUUAAUAAUAUAAUCAGUGAUAAUGCUGCAAAUAUGGUGAAGGCCUUUGAUUUUGCAUUACCUGGUUUCCAAGAAGAGCACAAAAGCAUUACUGAAGAAGAGAGUGAAAGUGAUGAUGAGGAUAACUGUGAUGUUGAUAAUGACAUGUCUGAGUUAUGUGAAGAAAUUUUCCCAAAGCACUCUCGUUGUUAUGCACACACUCUCCAACUAGUUGUAAAAGAUGGACUUGGUGAUUGUUCCCCAAGUCUCAAGAGCAUAAUUGCUAAGGCUUCCAACAUUGUGUCUUUCGUGCGAAAAUCUGUAGUAGCUAGUGAAAUGUUGGAAGAUGAACAACGUUUACAGGCAGCAAAUAUAACCAGUUGGAAUUCCCAACUUCACAUGCUUAGGUCCAUUUUAAAAGUUCCAGAGAGCAAAUUGAACAGCCUUGACACAAAAUACAAGCUCUCAACCUAUGAGAGAAAACUACUGCAAGAGCUCUGCCAGAUCUUAGACCCAUUUGAGCAUGCCACUCUGCUUGUUCAACAGGAGAUAAAUGUAAGUGCAAGCUUGACCAUCCCAAUUACACUUGGUAUAAAGCAUCAACUACGCCAAAUCUCUGCUAUACAUAGCAAUAAAAUGAUUCAAACUCUUGUCCACUCUGUGGAAUCCAGGCUCUCUCCCUUUGAGGAAAAUGAAACUUUCAUUCUCGCAGCUGUUCUAGAUCCCAGAUUUAAAAUAAGGUGGUGUAAAUCGGGGAAGGUAGAAGAAAUUGUAGCCCUUUUAAAAGAGAGAACAAACAAUGUGCAAACUCAAGACAUUGAUGAUUUAACAUCCCCUGAAAGUCCUCCUACAAAAAAGGGGAAAACUGAUUUUUUCAGUUUUUUACCCCCCUCAACACCAAAGAGGAAAAGACAUGUAUCUGGGCCAACAACUGAGAUGGAUAUCUACCUAGGGGAAGACUGCACAGAGAUGUCUGAAAGUCCACUGACUUACUGGUCUCAAAAUCAUUCAAGGUUUCCUUGUCUAUCUAAACUAGCCCAGCGGUAUUUAGCUGUUCCAGCGACUUCAGCGCCUGUAGAAAGACUUUUCAGUGUGGCUGGCAAAAUUUUCAGACCAGAACGAUGUCGUCUUAGUGACUCAAUUAAGACUGGUGGAAAAGAAAGGACAUUUGUUGACUCAGUGAUUGAGGACCAUAUCAUCAUCAGAGAGAAGAAGAAAUAG